This is a messenger RNA of Leishmania major strain Friedlin, 2772 nucleotides long. Its product is annotated as putative ubiquitin hydrolase. The coding region runs from base 1 to 2772 and encodes 923 amino acids. The record is from RefSeq and is a predicted model, not a curated record. Lineage: Eukaryota; Euglenozoa; Kinetoplastea; Trypanosomatida; Trypanosomatidae. Gene Ontology annotation, molecular function: cysteine-type deubiquitinase activity. The transcript has a single exon. Gene Ontology annotation, biological process: protein deubiquitination.
AUGUCGGACACCACCGGCACAUCUUCCGUGCAUAGUCAGCGGCAAAGAUGCAACAUAGUGAUGCAGCGAAGGCGUCGCCUCUGCUCCAAGUCUUCUACUGUGCGCUCGUCUGCGCAGCGAAUCUCUCGGAAGCCGAGCGCCGUCGAUGCACCUGCUGCCGCCUCCACCGUGGUGCCGGCCUCCCCCGUUUUGGCGUUGCAGAAGCUCGGUUCUGCGAGAAAAGCUGCAAGAGACACGUACGGCAACACCACGCCCAAAGCAAACGGUCUUCACGGGUACGGCCAACGGUCUCGAGCGUCGCCCGGCGAUGGGAACAAUGUCGACACUGCCCUAGAGCACACAUCUCUGCCUGCGACCAACAGGAGUGACGAGUUGCCAAACGUCUUCGGCACCGACUCGUCGUCUACUGCACGAGUUUCCACUCUUCACGACGAUUCACAUGUGUGCCCGGACAGCGCAUCGACAAAAGGGCCGCUGAAGGGCGCCUCAGGGGCUAUGGCGCGCGACGCGCUGUCGUUUGAUGUGUAUGGGGGGCCCGAUGUGUUCAAACCUCACCCUCUGCGGCUGCUGAGGGGGCCAAGGCGAGGUGCUGGGAGCGGGUCUGCCGAAUCCACCUCGGCAGCUGAAGAGGGGUCACUCUGCAAGCAAACCUGCGGUGCUGCGUUCAACAAUGCUGGCGCUGCAGAGCGCGGAACCAGGGGCCGGUCCCUUCUCGCUUACUCGUGCAAUGCGGCGACGCAGGACAAGACGACGCCGCCCCCGAGUGCGCACCUGAACCAGCCUUCAAAAGGCAGCUACCCUUCUAGCACUCCCGCAGCGAAAGGAUUCCCUCCCCGGAACGUCUCAGAGAAUCUGGGCGGCACCAUUAGGGCGAUAGCAACCAUAAACAAUGCCGACUCAAGCAAUGUGCUUGCCUCUCCUCCACUACCCGUUUCUCACAGGCCCAGUGUAGGAUCUGAUGAUGAUGCAGCAUCCAUCACCAGUGCGAGACAGCCUGUGCGAGGGCGGGAUGAGGCAGGCGCGGCAAGAGCGUUGUUGGUGGUGCCGCAGCUGUUUCAUCGCAACGGGUCUACGCCACCUUAUCAACACCUCUCUCCCGUUUGCGGGUCCCUUCCCUCGCAGUCACAGGCGGGCAUGAUGACUGUGGCCGAGACGAAAAGCACGGGGAGCGUCGACUCUUUUUCCGACAAAGGAUCGUUUUCCUCUCGAGCACUGCGCGUCGAGCCUCAAGUUCCGCCAAUGCGACCGUCAGGAUCUGCAGGGGCGACCAAGAAGUCAUUGUUGUCGACGUCGACCCGUAGCGGUGGGUCUGCCAGUACGAAGGUGCCGUCGGCGCACUCCAUCGCUCGACUGCACGCCGCGCCGAUUCCGCUGCGCAAUUUCGGUGCGACGUGCUAUCUGAACUCGGUCGUGCAGUGCCUGCUAUGUACGCCUGGCCUGCUCCGCAAGUUGAACAUUGACCGUCAACGCAUCGUGCGCGAAUGUGAGGGGAGGCGCCGCUCCGAGGCGAAGCAAAAGCCGGACGACACCGAAGGGCAAAGCUGUGCAGAGCGCAAAGCCCCGGCAACGUCUUCACUGAUUGAUUUGGGCACCGCAUGCGCCGCGCACCACGUCGCGGUUCAGCAGCUUCUUGUCAGCCUCAAGGCGGCUUGUGCGGAGUGUAACAAUGAGUUUUCGUCUAAUGGGCAGAAGGACGCGCAUGAGUUUCUCAUCACGUUGCUGGGGGUGAUCGACAAGGAGGUUUGCCGCAGCAAGCCAGGUAACCAGGAAACCUUCAGAGACUUUGAAGAUGAGAAAAAGAGUGAUGUGUACGCGCGAUGGGUGAGCUGGAUGCAGCAGGAAAACGACUCGACCGUGUACGACCUUUUCGGCGGAAUCACCGGCUGCACCGUCAAGUGCUCUAGCUGCGACCUGACCUCCUACCGCUUUGAAGUGUUGCUGCACAUCUCCUUGCCCAUAUCUUACCGUUCCCGCUCACAGGGCGGCGGAACCGACAUCGAGUUGUCCGACGGGAAGUUCGACGGCAAGGCGACGCCUAAAGGGGUCGCUACCGCGGACGAGCUGCUGCGCGAGAUGUUCUUUAGCGAGCGCGGGGAGUCCCUGAAUGGGCCGAUGCAGGUGACGUGCGAGCGUUGCAAGCAGCUGCGAGACAAACGCAUAUGGUAUUCAAUGGAGUAUUGGCCGCCGAUCGUGGUGCUUCAUCUGAAGCGUUUCAACAACGCCGGAGUCAAGGAUGAGACGGCGGUGGUGUUUCCGUACACGUUUCACCCGCACCGGUGCGUCAAGUAUCAGCUGUACAGCGUCUGCUGCCACCGUGGCACUUGCUCCUCCGGGCACUACACGGCGUACACUUACGUGCAGGCGGAUGACAAGAAAUCCGUAGCGCGCAAAAAGGCCCCCACGGUUGCGGCAUUCUCCGAUAUAUACCACCCCUUACUGAAAGGCACGCGAAGCGAUCGCAUCUUCAGCCCCCAGACACUUCCGCGCAGGGGUGGCGCCGGUAUCUUCGGCUGGUUCGACGGUGUCGGCAUAAGAAACGGCGGCAGUAAUGCACGGGCUAGUAGUGAGGCAUUGAGUCCCAAAAGAAACGGAAGGGCUGAUGGGAAAGAUCGAGUCCGUUCGGCAGGGAGGACGGCGAAGGCUGGCAAGUGGUAUCUCUGCAACGACAAAAACAUCACCGAGGUGACAGCGCUGGACGUGCUGUCGAUGACGAAGGAGGCAUACAUCCUUUUCUACCGGCGCGUUGAUGAUGGGGACGGGACGAUCAUCUGA